AUGGCGGAGAAGAGCCCGCUUCGCCGGUGGAAGCGCUUCCUUCCGGCGUUCGGCGCCAUCGACGCCGCCAUUGAGGCCGCCACACACUGCUCCCGAGACAAUCACCGGCAAGUGAGGGGCGAUAUCGUGGAGAUACUCUGUGAUGUCACGGGCAACGAUAGCGUCGAGCGAGCGGAGUGGCUCUGCCAGCUGCUCGACGAGGCGAUGGUGGAGGCUCUCGAGACGCUGAGAGUGGUGGAGGCGACCCCGACCCUGCUGGCAACCACCAACGUCAUCGAGGCCGUCGGUGAUCUGUGGAGUCACGAGUCUGGGAGGGUGCGCGGCCUCGCAUGCAGCAUCAUCGACGGGUGGACGACAUCCAUCAAUGGUAAAAUCUCCAGAUGCAGAGCCAUCUUUGAGAAACUAUCGCAGAUAGAUCAAGAACAAGAGGCAGUAUGCGUUCCGGUCGACACUGAUCUUCCGGUUCAACGAGACAAGAAGCAAUGGUUGUGUGCCAAGAAGAAGAUGUCUCCCGUCGCCGUCGGCGUCGCCGUCGGUCGCAUCCGCAGCGAGCAGACAGGGGAUGCAAAGCGCAAGUUCCCUGGAGGCUACUACCGAGAAGAAGACGACCAGAAGCGGCGACGCAAUAACAAUGUCGUCAGGCAGGUGGUUGACCAGAGGCCCAGAAAGACGACUUCGAAGCGAUCGGAGAGGAAGCGAGCGAGCUACUGGAAAGGCGCUUCUUGGCUGCUUGAUGAUUGA
Molecule: messenger RNA, 741 nt
Organism: Zea mays
Lineage: Eukaryota; Viridiplantae; Streptophyta; Magnoliopsida; Poales; Poaceae
Exons: 1
Coding region: 1-741 (246 amino acids)
Source: RefSeq, a predicted model, not a curated record